AUGCAGGAGGCCGAGGUGCAGUGCAGAAGUGUGGACUCAGCGGCUGCAGUGGGAACGGACUGCGUGUCCCGGGUCCGCCCCCUGUGGCUUUGGUAUUCUUGCAUCCCGUUUCUGUCGGUCAGCGGUGGCGGUGGCGCCACCUUCACCAGCGUGGUCCACAUGUGCCAGCGCACUGCCGGGAUCCCCGUCCUUAUCCCAGCCGAGAUCGGGGCUCCCGCAGGGAACCAAGAGGCGUCCGUGGACGUGGUAUCUGGAGAGAGUCAGCACGUGUCCAUGGAAGCG
This is a messenger RNA of Prorocentrum cordatum, 282 nucleotides long. NCBI's taxonomy places the organism in Eukaryota, Dinophyceae, Prorocentrales, Prorocentraceae. The record is from the annotation of a GenBank genome assembly.